AUGACGUCACGAAAGGCGACGACGACGCGCACGCGCGCGGUGGGGAUCAACGACGCGGAGAAACCGCCGGAAGAAACGGUGGCGGGUGUGGAGUUGCAACUCGGACGAGCCGCCAUGCUCGGGUUCCUCGGCACGACGGUCGGAGACGUGUUGACGCGAGGGGAUGGACCAAUCGAGCAGCUCGGCGAUGAGUUUUCAUACGUGGCGCGGCACGUCGUGAACCCGGUGGAAGUCGCGCGCGACGCCCUGGAAGUCGCAGGAUUUUACGUUGAAUCCGUGGUGUUGAUUUGGUUUCUACUCGGCGGCUCUUUAUUGCUCGGAUUUUGGCAAGGAGCGCGCAGCCCGAUUAAGACGGUUUCGGGAAAAUCAGCCAAGCAACGCGCCGAGGCGGCUUUCGGGGAAAUCGAAAAGGCGUACGAGACGACGGUGCGCGAGCAAAAGCCUUACGAGCUCUUCAACGGUCGCCUUGCCAUGCUUGGCACGGCGUUCGCGUUCGUUGGAGACGUCGAGACGGGUGGGUUGGGGCCUCUCGAGCAAGUGCAACUCGAAAGCGGCAUCCCGAUAAUCGACGAAGAAAUAUUUGCGCUUGUUUUCCUCGCGGGCGUGAGUUUCAACGUCGUUGCCACUGGCGUCACCGCUGUGCGCAGGGCGUACGUAAAAGGUCGCGAAUAG
This is a messenger RNA of Ostreococcus lucimarinus CCE9901, 672 nucleotides long. It is a transcript of the gene PSBS, whose product is annotated as Photosystem II protein. The coding region runs from base 1 to 672 and encodes 223 amino acids. The record is from RefSeq and is a predicted model, not a curated record. NCBI's taxonomy places the organism in Eukaryota, Viridiplantae, Chlorophyta, Mamiellophyceae, Mamiellales, Bathycoccaceae. The transcript has a single exon.